Chanos chanos (milkfish) is the source of this 596-nucleotide messenger RNA. It is a transcript of the gene mrps6, whose product is annotated as mitochondrial ribosomal protein S6. Gene Ontology annotation, cellular component: ribosome; mitochondrial small ribosomal subunit. Bases 122 to 481 code for a protein of 119 amino acids. Gene Ontology annotation, biological process: translation. The record is from RefSeq and is a predicted model, not a curated record. Gene Ontology annotation, molecular function: small ribosomal subunit rRNA binding; structural constituent of ribosome. Lineage: Eukaryota; Metazoa; Chordata; Actinopteri; Gonorynchiformes; Chanidae. The transcript has 2 exons.
AAACUGUCAUGGCGGCGUCCAUAAGUCUCUCCUGGACAUAGCGUCGAUGUCUACGAAGGAAAGCUAUUAAUUGUGUAUUAACCCCCUCUCGUCGAUGCAUGCAUACUUCUGAGAUUCUAAAAUGCCGAGAUACGAGCUUUCUCUCAUUGUAAAAGCCAUGCAGAGGCCGGAAACUGCUGCUGUUAUUCGGCGCACGGUUGAGACCUUGAUGGAGCGUGGCGCUGUGGUUCGUGCUCUUGAAAACCUUGGAGAGAGGAGGCUACCGUAUAACAUUUCCAAACACAACUUGCGCCACAGUCAUGGUGCUUACUUUUUAAUUGACUUUCAUGCUGCACCAAGUAUUGUCGGCAGACUGCUCGAUCACCUUGAACGAGAUGUGGAUGUUCUGCGCCCUACAGUUUUAAGGAAAGAGGAAAGGGAAUCUUCAAAUGCGCCGUGCUGUGGUCCGGCGCCUCCAAAAGCUAAAGAGGUCUCUCCUUAGUAUAUGGACGGCAGUCUGAAGACCUCUUUGCUACGAUGUCAGCGCUUACUGUAUUGUAUCGAAACAUGUUAAACUUUCUGUUGAAUAAUAAAUUUCAUUUGUGUAUGCUUUGAAA